CUAGUGCAUAUAGUCGAUGUUGCCUAGCAUUUUAAAAUACAAUCACACUUCUUGUACACAUUCAUCAAUAGUUAAACACUCUGCACAACCAACUUUCUUAAAUACGUAUCGUGGAAUGCUUCAAUAACCAUGUGGCAAAAUUGUCUGAUGACACUCCCACUCCGUUGUGUCGGUGACGGGCAGGUACUUGUUAGAAUUGGAGCACCACCGUACGAGGGUCUAACAGGUGCGGCUCGGACCGAUGCAUGUCACGUGCGGGUGUCACCGAGCUAUCGUCCGGGAGCAAGAAGAUUGUGCACACGCGUGCCGGAUGAGCCGCGUUCUGGCCUGACCAGUUCCAUUUUCUGACUAGGCAACCCAACACCUAACAAACCACACGGCCCCACCCCCACCGAUCCAUCAACAUAAAGCAGUCCCGACAAACAACAUUCGUUCUUCAUCUCUCGCUCUCCAUUUCCUUCUCUCCCAACCUAAAAUAUUCCCACUUUUCCCAUUAAACAAAAAACACACCUCCCUAAACUCAUUCUUCAAUUCCCUUCCCCCAAAAGCCAUGUACCAAAGCAUAACAUUCUCCCUCACUUUCCUCCUCUUUAUCACAUUCCACCCCUCACCACUCCCCGCUCUCCCCAUCCUACCCGACCCGGACCCCGCCGCCGUCCAAACCCAAACCCUCCACCGCCCCCCGCCGGCCACCAUCCCCGCCUUCCCGGAGCAAUCCGACGCAUCUGCCUGCCCCCUCGACCUCCCCGACCAGCUCUUCCGCGACAUCAAAUCCGCCUGCGCCGCCAAGCCCCACCACCGACCCGACCCCAAUUCCUACUCCGGUCAGUUCCAUCGCAGCCGCUGCUGCCCCGUCCUCGCCGCCUGGCUCUACUCCGCCUACUCCGACACCGCAUUGCGCCCCUCCGCCGCCGCCAAAUCCCCGGCCGCGUACGAGAUGCCCGUGCUCCCCGAAGACUCCGAGACGUGCGUCGAUUCGCUGGAGAAGGCGCUCGGCGGGAGGGGCAUCGAGCUCCGCCGCCCUAACGAGACGUGCGACGUCGUUUACUGCUAUUGCGGCAUCCGAUUGCACCCGUUCACCUGCUCGGAGGCGUUUAGGGUCAAUUCGCGCGGGAAAUUGGUCGGCGGGGAGGCGGUGGAGAAUUUGGAGAGGGAUUGCGCCGCCGGCGCCGGCCUCGGCCUCGGCGGUUGCUCAAAGUGUCUCAACAGCCUUUAUUUGCUCAACGGGGAAAGAGGCGGAAGAAGCAACAGAACAGAGCGGACGAACAAGAUGCACAACCAGGACUGUCAGCUCAUGGGUAUCACUUGGCUUCUGAACAAGGACCGAUCUGCGUACAUACACACUGUAUCUGCAGUUCUAAGGGCUCUCAUGAUGAAUACAGACGACGCCUCUGAUCCGACUUUUUGCAGCCUCAACAGCAAUGGCAUGCCUCUUGCAGUUGACUCUUCAGAAAUCAACGAUCAGUCAUCAUCGACAUUUUUGGAAGUAAGCCUUCACAAGUACCUAGUGCCACUUUGUUUGCUAUACAUGAGCAUUCUUUGGUUUGUCAUUUGAGCAUUAGUCGAAUUAAGACUUCAUUUUGCCGUGCAAAGUUACCACUCUAUUCGAGGGAUGCUCGUCUGCUGUCAUCGUUUCUAGUUUAGAGUCUUUGCAUUUUGUUUGAGACUGAUCUGUAUAUAAGACCAUUGGAUUAAGUAUCUUUCUAAGUUUCUUGAUUUGAA
Molecule: messenger RNA, 1722 nt
Organism: Salvia splendens (bonfire salvia)
Lineage: Eukaryota; Viridiplantae; Streptophyta; Magnoliopsida; Lamiales; Lamiaceae
Exons: 2
Coding region: 551-1555 (334 amino acids)
Source: RefSeq, a predicted model, not a curated record